Molecule: messenger RNA, 1767 nt
Organism: Epinephelus fuscoguttatus (brown-marbled grouper)
Lineage: Eukaryota; Metazoa; Chordata; Actinopteri; Perciformes; Serranidae
Product: kinesin-like protein KIF24
Exons: 8
Coding region: 1-1647 (548 amino acids)
Biological process (GO): microtubule-based movement
Molecular function (GO): microtubule motor activity; microtubule binding; ATP binding
Source: RefSeq, a predicted model, not a curated record
AUGGAGAGACUAAAGCGACAUGUCUGCCACUCCCAGGGCAGGUGGAGUGAAGUAAGAGAAAAAGAGCGGGAAAAGGAAGGGGAGGAAAUGUCACUCUGCCUGUAUGAGUGUCUGAAGGCUGUUGGGCUGCAGCGUCACUAUGCCAGGUUUACCUCAGUGGGUGUUCAUCGUGCAGCCCACCUCUCAGCACUGACCAUGGAGGACUAUCCCAUCCUGGGAAUCCGCUCUAUGGAGGACAGGACUCAACUCUUCCAUCUGAUCCAGAUGGUCAAAACUCUUGAUCUUGAAUAUGAGGAUGGUGAUGAUGAUUAUGAUGUCGAUGAAGACUACCCCGUAGCAGAUAAUAGCUUUACUUAUGAUGAUGUGUAUGAUGAUGAUGAUCAGAAGGGUGCUGCUGUGAGUAAGUUAAGUGCAACCAGUUUUUCCAAACCAAGCGUUCGCAGGCGGCUUGAUUUCAGUUCUGAAACCACUGAUCACCACCUGAAGCUAUCGUCUCCUCCAGAAGGUGCUGUUCAUGUCUAUGCAAGUCAUAACAGAAAUAAUGAGCCAGGCCAGGGCAAAGGCUCAGCCGUAGCUCUGCAGCUUGACACUGGAAGUGCUGUGGUAUGUGGCUGCAACGGGAAGAACAACCACAGACUGGAUGUCCGUAGUCAUGAAUCUGAUCAUCAUACAGGAGCAAACACAGAGCCAAAAACAUUUGAAGGAUACUCCAUGUACACCUCUCCUGCUAGAUUAUCACCAAAGUGUGUCAAACCAAAACCCAGGCCUGCAACAGGGGCAUCAAAUAGGUUUAGCAACAAACCAGUUGGGCACAAAGAUGGAAAACGAAUCUCUAGGAAGGAAAAACUCAUCACAGAAAUGAACAAUAACAUGGCUACUGAACACAAGCCAACACCUGUUUAUGAAUCAAAGACAACAGCCGGCUACAACUACGGACUACCGCUGAGUUCCCCUCCUGCUCCAAACAAAAAACAACCAGAAGGGCAGCGGAUCACUGUGUGUGUGAGGAAAAGACCUCUGACACGCACUGAGUGCCGGAGAGGAGAGGCAGAUGUUGUAACAACUCCAAGUGGAGAGUGUGUGAUUGUACAUGAAGGCAAAGAGGCUGUGGAUCUCACACAGUACAUACUACAGCACAAGUUUUACUUCGAUCAGGUUUUUGGGGAGGAGAGCUCCAACGAGGAGGUGUAUCUAAGAACGGCAUAUCCUCUGGUGCAACACAUGCUCAAUGGAGGCAAGGCCACCUGCUUUGCAUAUGGCCAGACAGGUGCAGGGAAGACUCACACCAUGCUGGGUUCACCCUCUGGGAGACCAGGAUUGUAUUCACUGGCAGUCCAGGACAUUUUUGCUCUCCUCUCCACCACACACAUGCACCCAUGCUUGAUGGUGUAUGUCAGUUUCUUUGAAAUCUACUGUGGUCAGCUGUAUGACCUGUUGGACCACAGAAAAAGGUUGUUUGCCAGGGAAGAUGGACAGAAGGUGGUUCACAUUGUUGGGCUGCGUGAUGUCAGAGUGGACUCAGUUAGCUCACUGCUGGAGGUGAUUUCACAGGGUACAGAAGAGCGAACACAAGGGGUGAGUGGAGUGAAUCCGCUCUCCUCUCGUUCCCAUGCCUUGCUUCAGAUUCAGCUAAGAGGUCUGAACUAGCAGAUUGCUGGCAGAAUGUGGUUUGUGGACCUGGCAGGAAGUGAGAGGGCAUCAGACACCAAAGAACCAGAUAGGCAGAGUCGUAUGGAGGGAGCUGAGAUUAACCAGAGUCUGUUGGCU